This is a messenger RNA of Conger conger (European conger), 444 nucleotides long. RefSeq lists its product as uncharacterized. The coding region runs from base 1 to 444 and encodes 147 amino acids. The transcript has 3 exons. NCBI's taxonomy places the organism in Eukaryota, Metazoa, Chordata, Actinopteri, Anguilliformes, Congridae. The record is from RefSeq and is a predicted model, not a curated record.
AUGCUGCGCUCUGAGCUGCAGUGGGAGGUGCCCAUGUGUGUGUGUCUGCCAAUUGAGAUCCUGAACCAUGAGCUGAUUAUCCCCUUCCUGGACACCACACUGGCCGACCUGGGCAUCGAAAAGUCAGCGGUGAAAGAGCGGGUAGUCUGGGUGGACUCCACGAGGACCCGCGUGCGGAAGAAGUCGGGGAAGCUGAAGGAGAAGGAGGUCGUGGUUCUGGAGGUACGGGUCAAGGCCCAGCAGCCCGGGAAUCCUCAGACCCAAGAGAUUCUGUACAGCACCGAGAGCCACACGGACCGGUCCUACUGCCGCAGUGCUGUGGCUGUGCAGCCCUGGAGACAAACAGAACCAGAGAAUGACUACCAACCAGUGGAACUGACUUUUGCCAUGGACAUAGAGCUACAGCCAAAAUGGAGGAAGACUGAGGAAAAGCAGAAAGUGUGA